This is a messenger RNA of Pollicipes pollicipes, 454 nucleotides long. Its product is annotated as hydrocephalus-inducing protein homolog. Bases 53 to 454 code for a protein of 133 amino acids. Lineage: Eukaryota; Metazoa; Arthropoda; Thecostraca; Pollicipedomorpha; Pollicipedidae. Gene Ontology annotation, cellular component: axoneme. The transcript is spliced from 6 exons. Gene Ontology annotation, biological process: axonemal central apparatus assembly; cilium movement. The record is from RefSeq and is a predicted model, not a curated record.
GCCGAGCAAGAGCCAGCGCGGCGAGGAGCCGCCGCCCGUCUACGUCAUCAGCAUGGACAUGCCGCAGCUGCAGUACACGCUGGAGUUUGUGGCCUGCUACAUCGGCGCCAUCUAUCGGCGUCAGUUCCGGAUGGAGAACUGCUCGGACACCUGCCGCUACAGGUUCGAGUGGAGCAACUCUCAGUACCUGACGUUCUCGCCGGCCGUCGGCCACCUGGCGCCGCGCGAGAUCAAGACCGUCACCGUGUCGUUCGUGGCGCAGGAGGCCAUCAACUUCGAGAAGGUGGUCCGAGCGCCGGUGGACAUCCCGCCGCCGCCCAGACGCGGCAAGGCCAAGGCUGAGCCGCCCAAGCCACCGGAGCACGUGGUAUCGUGUCAGGUGAUGGCCAUCACGUACCCGUUGGCCGAACCGGAGCUGCCGGAGCCAUGGGUGGUAAACCAAGAAAGCCCAUGA